This is a messenger RNA of Oryctolagus cuniculus (rabbit), 2633 nucleotides long. The record is from RefSeq and is a predicted model, not a curated record. NCBI's taxonomy places the organism in Eukaryota, Metazoa, Chordata, Mammalia, Lagomorpha, Leporidae.
ACUUCACACGCUCCUAAGCUCCUCCCCCGGCAACGAGCCAGCGUGGAAGGAUGGCCGGGAGGGCGGUGGGGUUGGUGUUGCUGGCGGGGGCAGCCGCACUAGCGAGCGGCUCCCAGGGCGAUCGCGAGCCGGUGUACCGCGAAUGCGUCCUCCAGUGCGAAGAGCGGAACUGCUCCGGGGGCGCGCUGAAGCACUUCCGCUCUCGCCAGCCAAUCUACAUGAGCCUGGCCGGGGAGCGCACCAGGCCACGUUUGUCUGUUUCAGGCUGGACCUGCCAAGACGACUGUAAGUAUGAGUGCAUGUGGGUCACCGUAGGCCUCUACCUCCGGGAAGGUCACAAGGUGCCACAGUUCCAUGGCAAGUGGCCCUUCUCCCGGUUCCUGUUCUUCCAAGAGCCGGCUUCUGCCGUGGCCUCUUUCCUCAAUGGCCUGGCCAGCCUGGUGAUGCUCUGCCGCUACCGCACCUCCGUGCCGGCCUCCUCCCCCAUGUACCACACCUGUGUGGCCUUCGCCUGGGUGUCCCUCAACGCUUGGUUCUGGUCCACAGUUUUCCACACCAGGGACACCGACCUUACCGAGAAAAUGGACUACUUCUGCGCCUCCACCGUCAUCCUCCACUCCAUCUACCUGUGCUGCGUCAGGACUGUGGGGCUGCAGCACCCAGCUGUGGCUGCCGCCUUCCGGGUCCUCCUGCUGCUGCUGCUGACCGCGCAUGUGUCCUACCUGAGCCUCGUCCGCUUUGACUACGGCUACAACCUGGCGGCCAACGUGGCCAUGGGCCUGGUGAACUUGGUGUGGUGGUUGGCCUGGUGCCUGCGGAACCAGCGGCGGCUGCCUCACGUGCGCAAGUGCGUGGGGGUGGUCGUGCUGCUGCAGGGGCUGUCCCUGCUCGAGCUGCUUGAUUUCCCGCCUCUCUUCUGGGUCUUGGAUGCCCACGCCAUCUGGCACAUCAGCACCAUCCCUGUCCACGUCCUCUUCUUCAGUUUUCUGAAAGAUGACAGCCUGUACCUGCUGAAGGAGUCUGAGGCCAAGUUCAAGCUGGACUGAAGACCCUGGGAGCGGGGCUGCCCAGUGGGGGAGCCUGCCCCCUCCCUGCUGACUCUCCCCCACUCAACCUUUGAGAUGAUUUUUUUUUUUCCUUUUGGCAUCUCAAAUUUGAACUUGAGAGUUGUGGGCUCAGAAUCAUGUGGCUGCCCACCCACUGCGGGCCUCCCCAGGUCUCGGGGCCAGAGAUUGGGCUGCCGAUCUAGCUCCUGGAGCUGAACGGGGAUGGAACCGAGUGGAUUCUUAGGUCUGCUGAGACAUGCCUCUGUUUCCCCAGCACCAGCAGCACCCCCACCCCCCACCCCCACUGGGGCCCGGAGCCCUCUGUGUACUGAGGAGAUCUGUUCCCAGCAGCCUCUGGGGAUACAGGGAAGGCCCCUCUGUUACCAUGCGCUCCUCCAGGACACCACUAGGUGGCACUGGAUGCUUGCUCUUCGGCCACCUAAAUCUGCGGUCCAAUCUCAUUGUCCCCAUGGGACCUCAAUUGAAGGCCCAAGCUGCAGGGACCGGGAUGGGAAUGGGUUUCCACCUGACUGUUGCUGCAGCCAGAUGCCCAGGAAGCCUCGCAUACUCCCCUCCGAGCCCAGAACAAAAGUCCUGCGCUGCUUUUUGGCUUGGGAGGCUCCAUGAGGUUCAAGGGAGCAUGGGUCAGGCCCAGUGCAGGGGAGCAUGGGUCAGGCCCAGUGCAGGGAGCAUGGGUCAGGCCCAGUGCAGGGGCGCCAGACCAUGAGCUCAGCCCUGGGCGUGCAGUGUGGAGAACGGAGUGUGUGUGUUCAGGGGGCAAGGGGGUUGUGUGGGUGGGGGGAUUUUGCAUAGACUGUGAGUGUGCCUGUGGGCUGUGCCUGGGAAUGGAUGCUGGUGAAUGUGCUGUGGGUGUGUGUGUGUUGGGGGGAGCAGGAUGGGGGGAACUAAGUCACCAUUACAGCCAUUGAGCACUAGCUCUGCCCAAGGCCCAGCCAGGCAGCCAGGAUAUCCCCCCGAUCAGGCUGGGGCUGGGGUCCAGGCUCGCCAUGUGUGUGCCCGGUGUACCUUCGCCACCCCUCCCAGCCCCAACAGGACGUCCCACAACUUAGAACCACCCUCUAGAGCCAGCCUCUGGGAAGGAAGAGGAGGGAGGGAAAUAGGGGUCCCCAGGGCCCUUCGCGGCCUGCCGCCCUGCCCAGGCCUGACGGCCUCGCCCUCCUGGUGCCUGCUCUUUGAGGGAGGAGGGGAGAAAGCCUGUGGCUGGUGAGCCCAGAGGGGCUCGCUGUUCCAGGGUGGCUGUGAGGCAGGCAGGGGCCAUGCUCUGCCGGUGUCCUGGUAAAGGUGACCCCCUGGAGUUGCCGGCAGCCCUGGCACAUUCCUGCCCCCCCCCCCCAUGGAAUGUGGAGCUCCGGAAACUUUCCCAAAGGCAGUGCCUGUGCCUGAAAUAGGGAGACUGGGUUCUUGCUCUGUCCCUGCCCCCUUGUCCCUCCCCGGGAGGUAGGGGACUGUGCCAGGACUCCAAUCUCAGGGACUGGGGCGGCCUUUGUUAGGUUCUUUUGAUACUGGAAACUAUUUUAAGGUGGGAGGGUGGCAAGGGACGUGCCUAAUAAACAAUUCUCUGUCUCA